Prunus armeniaca (apricot) is the source of this 1437-nucleotide messenger RNA. NCBI's taxonomy places the organism in Eukaryota, Viridiplantae, Streptophyta, Magnoliopsida, Rosales, Rosaceae. The record is from the annotation of a GenBank genome assembly.
AUGGGAUCGAACUCAAGGUGUUGUAAACCAUGCAUAGGAGAUAGGAUCAGUGGAUUGCCUGAUGCAAUUCUUAGCCACAUUCUUUCUUUCCUUACAACAGAAGAUGCUGUGAAGACCAGCGUUUUGUCACAUAGAUGGUUCGAUGUGUGGACUUCUGUUCCCAAGAUAAACUCAACUCUUGGUUCACAGGCAGCAUUUGAACCUUUUGCGCAGUUUGUGGACUGUGUACUUUUCUUUCGUGGCUCGUCAAACAUUCAUACCUUCCAGCUUCGUUGUUCUGUGAUCGAGGAGGAUUUUUGUCGUAUUGAUCCCUGGAUUUACACUACUGUUAGGCGUAAUGUUGUCGAAUUUGAAUUUGACCUCAAUGUGGAUGUGGACUCAAAGUCACACAGAUAUGAGGGUUAUGAGUUGCCUAGAAGGCUUUUGAUGUGCAACACAUUGGAGGUUUUGAAGCUGACUCUGAAUCAUAAAGAUAUUAUCAUCAAUCCUCCCUCUGAUUGUUUCCCAAGUCUUAAGUUCCUCCAUGUUACACUCCAGUAUCCUGGUGGUCGCUCAUUGGAGAAACUCCUUACUUGCUGCCCCGUACUCGAAGAUUUGAUUAUAGAGGGACACCUUAAAGAUGAUUCAGUUGUGAAUAUUAAUGUCUCUGCGCCUAAACUAAAAAGACUUCGAAUGCGUUUGUCCAUGAAUCUAGUCCGUUGGGAUGAAGGUGAUUACAAAAUGUUAGAAUACAAAUGCAAAAGAAUUUACAUUAAUGCUGAUGCUCCGAAUCUUGAAGAGUUCAAUCUCCAGGAUAAUUUCUUGGUGAGCUAUUCUUUGAACAAUGCAAAAUCCCUAAGGAAAGCCAUGAUUGAUUUGGGGCGCCUGUAUACAUUAGAGGACCCUGACUUUGCCCGUGACUCUGCCGAUCGUAUGCAUAGGCUUUUUGCAGGAAUUCACAAUGUUACAUAUUUAUCACUUUCAUCUCCAGUUUAUGGGGAUCGUUUCACUCGAGAUCGAUAUCAUCUACCUACAUUUAAUAUUUUGAACCGCUUGGAGCUACAUCUUGAACCCUGCUUCUCGUGGCAGUUUUUGACAAAGUUGCUAAAUAUAUCGCCCAAUCUGGAAUAUCUUGUCUUCACAAUUCUCAUCAGCUACUCUGCGAAACUGGAAAACCAUGAGAGUGAGUUUGCAGUAGGUCAAUGGAGUCAACCAGAUUUUGUGCCUAUCUGUUUGUUGUCAAGCCUCAAGAAAAUUUGCAUACAAGGAUUCCAUGCGUGGCCAGAUGAGAUAGAAGUGGUGAGGUACUUAUUGAAGCACGGUGAAGUAUUGAAUACGGUGAAAAUUUGUCCUUCUUACUUUCAUUCAGAAGAAGAGAUGAAGCUAAGGCAGAAACUGUCAAUGUUCCCAAAGGGUUCAAGGACUUGUCAAAUUGAAGUUAUGAAAAUCAAGUCCUAG